This is a messenger RNA of Anneissia japonica, 570 nucleotides long. RefSeq lists its product as uncharacterized. Gene Ontology annotation, molecular function: nucleic acid binding. Bases 1 to 570 code for a protein of 189 amino acids. Lineage: Eukaryota; Metazoa; Echinodermata; Crinoidea; Comatulida; Comatulidae. The transcript has a single exon. The record is from RefSeq and is a predicted model, not a curated record. Gene Ontology annotation, biological process: DNA integration.
AUGGCAGAGCCACUUCAGCCCCACCAAACCCCAAAUCGUCCAUGGGAAAAACUUGGGGCAGACCUUUGUACAGUUAAUGGCAGGGAAUAUUUAGUCAUUGUAGAUUACUUUUCACAAUUUAUAGAGGUUUGCAUGCUGCACAGCACAGCUAGUGCAGCAGUGAUAAGUAAGAUAAAGUCUGUGUUUGCAAGACAGGGAACACCUAUUGAACUGAUGACCGACAACGGGCCUCAAUUUAACAGUGCUGAAUUUAGGCACUUUGCAGCUGAUUGGGACUUUGUUCAUACGACUUCUAGUCCUCACUACCCCCAAUCCAAUGGACUGGCUGAAGGAGCAGUAAAGAUAGUAAAAAAUUUGAUCAAAAAAGCAGUUCACAGCAAUCAAGAUAUCAUGAAGGCCCUGCAGAUAUACCGACGUAGCACCCCUCUUGAAUGUGGAAAAUCUCCAGCAGAGCUCCUCUACAACAGGAGAAUGAAAACGAUCUUGCCAAUGGCAGAUAACUUGUUAAACUUCCAGCAACUCGACACGAAAGCAUUCAUAGCAAGGAAGAGCGGGGUAAAGAAAAAGUAG